This is a messenger RNA of Polistes canadensis, 3586 nucleotides long. RefSeq names its product DNA-directed RNA polymerase III subunit RPC2 (gene RpIII128). Lineage: Eukaryota; Metazoa; Arthropoda; Insecta; Hymenoptera; Vespidae. The coding region runs from base 126 to 3527 and encodes 1133 amino acids. Gene Ontology annotation, cellular component: RNA polymerase III complex. Gene Ontology annotation, biological process: DNA-templated transcription. Gene Ontology annotation, molecular function: DNA binding; ribonucleoside binding; DNA-directed RNA polymerase activity. The transcript is spliced from 15 exons. The record is from RefSeq and is a predicted model, not a curated record.
GAAUGCAUGCGCAUAGAAUGCUUAGAGAAAUUAAAACAUGUUUACAAAGUGCUUAGAGAUUGCUUAGAGAAUUUCUAACUCUGAUCAUUAAAUAAAAUAUAUUAGUUUUUCUUGAAAAAUAAAACAUGGGUGAAGUAAAAUCUAAUAAUACGGAGGAGAAGAUGAAGAAACAACAAUUUAACAAUCUUGUGGAACCAAUUAAGAAUAAAUGGAAAUUAGUACCUGCUUUUUUAGAAGGAAAAGGUUUGGUCAAGCAACACAUUGACUCGUUUGAUUAUUUUAUAAAUGUUGAAAUAAAAAAGAUUGUUAAAACUAAUGAAAAAAUGGUAAGCGAUGCCGAUCCUUCAUUUUAUGUUAAAUACUUGGACGUAUGUGUUGGUACUCCGGAUGUAGACGAUAGUUUUGGUGUAACUCGACCUUCAACACCGCACGAAUGUAGAUUACGAGACUUAAAUUACUCAGCACCGAUUACUGUAAGCAUAGAAUAUAUCAGAGGACAUCAACCUAUUAUAAGAAAUAAUUUAACGAUCGGAAGAAUGCCAAUUAUGCUUAGAAGUUCCAAUUGCAUAUUAACUAAUAAAACUUCAUUUCAAAUGUCUAAAAUAAAUGAGUGUCCACAUGAUCCUGGUGGUUAUUUCAUUAUUAACGGUCAAGAAAAAGUAAUACUUAUUCAAGAGCAAAUGCUUAGAAAUAGGAUCAUUGUAGAAGAAGAUAAUAAAGGAUGCACAAUAGCGUUUGUUAAUAGUUCCACGCAAGAAAGAAAGACUAAAACUACUGUAGUUGGUAAAAACGGAAAAUAUUACAUGAGACAUAAUAUUUUUCAAGAUGAUAUACCUGUUUCAGUGGUAAUGAAGGCAAUGGGAGUAGUAAGUGAUCUAGAAAUAAUGCAAUUUAUUGGUGCCGAAGAAGAAUAUAUGACAAAAUUUGCAUUAAGUUUAGAAGAAUGUCAUACUUUAGGCGUUUUCUCUCAAAAUCAGGCUUUAAGAUAUUUGAGUAAUAAAAGGAAGCAAAAAAGAUAUCCUUUAAUCAAAGGUAAUCUUACUGAUGAGAUAAAGGAUAUUUUAGCUACUAAUAUUUUAUCUCAUGUUCCUGUCGUUAAUUUCAAUUUAACAUCGAAAGCCAUUUAUCUGGGCUUGAUGAUACGCAAAGUCAUACAAGUGCAGAAUGAUAGAAGUCUUGUAGAUGAUAGGGAUUAUUAUGGUAACAAGCGUUUGGAAUUGGCUGGUUCCCUAUUAUCUCUCAUGUUUGAGGAUUUAUUUAAAAGAUUUAAUCGGGAGUUAAAACAAAUUGCAGAUAAAAAUAUACCAAAAAUAAAAGCGGCCCAAUUUGAUAUUGUAAAGCACAUGAGACAAGAUCAAAUUACAAAUGGUUUAGCAUUUGCUAUAGCGUCUGGCAAUUGGGUUAUUAAAAGAUUCAGAAUGGAACGCCAUGGAGUAACUCAAGUUUUGUCAAGGUUAUCAUACAUUUCAGCACUUGGUAUGAUGACACGCGUUAACUCGCAGUUUGAAAAAAGUAGAAAAGUAUCUGGUCCUAGAUCCUUGCAACCGUCUCAAUACGGAAUGUUAUGUCCAAGCGACACACCUGAAGGAGAGAGUUGCGGAUUAGUUAAAAACUUAGCUCUUAUGACACAUAUUACCACGGAAGUAGAUGCAAAACCCAUUGCAAGAUUAAUAUACAAUCUCGGAAUUGAAAAUAUCAAUAUUCUUGGUGGAGAAGCUAUCUAUGAUAAUCGUAGUUAUAUGGUAUUUUUAAACGGAAAUAUUUUGGGCAUCGUCAGAGAUCAUCAAAGACUUGUUGAUACGUUCAGAUUUUUACGCAGACACGGUCGAAUAAAUAAUUUUGUUUCCAUAUAUACGCAACGUCAACAUAGAUGCAUUCACAUUAGUUCUGAUGGAGGCCGUUUGUGUAGGCCGUAUAUAAUCGUUAAAAAUGGACAACCACUUGUUACGAGUAAUCAUAUUGAAUUGUUGGAAAGAAAAGUGAUGAGAUUUGAAGACUUUUUAGUAGAGGGUUACAUUGAAUAUUUAGACGUGAAUGAAGAAAAUGAUAGUCUUAUAGCGUUUGACGAAAAACAUAUAAAUGCGAACACGACACAUUUAGAGAUUGAACCUUUUACAUUAUUAGGAGCUUGUGCCGGUUUAAUACCAUAUCCGCAUCAUAAUCAAAGUCCAAGAAACACUUACCAAUGUGCUAUGGGUAAACAAGCUAUGGGAGCUAUUGGUUACAAUCAAUGCAAUCGCAUUGAUACACUUUUGUAUACUUUAGCAUAUCCACAUGUACCAAUGGUUAAAACACGUACAAUAGAUCUCAUUAAUUAUGACAAGUUACCUGCUGGCCAAAAUGCAAUAGUAGCUGUUAUGUCUUACAGUGGAUAUGACAUUGAGGAUGCUUUAAUUUUAAAUAAAGCUUCUAUUGACAGAGGAUACGGAAGAUGUUUAGUAUAUCGAAGUGCUAAAUGUAAUUUAAAAAAAUACCCUAAUCAAACGUAUGAUAGAAUAAUGGGUCCAUUGGUAGAUUCAAAUACAAAAAAACCAGUAUGGAAGCACGAGAUCAUUGACAAUGAUGGGAUUGCUGCUCCGGGUGAAAUGGUAGAAAAUAGAAAAGUAUUGGUAAAUAAAUCUACGCCAUCCACCGCCGAUUCAGUUAAUCCUGCUAAUGCACAAAAUGAAACAGAAUAUCGUGAUACUCCCGUACUAUUCAAAGGUCCAGUUCCUGCUUAUGUAGAAAAAGUUAUGAUUACUAGCAACGCAGAAGAUGUAUUUUUAAUAAAACUAUUGUUAAGACAAACUCGACGACCUGAAAUAGGUGAUAAAUUUAGUAGUCGUCAUGGACAAAAAGGAGUAACGGGUUUAAUAGUUGAACAAGAAGAUAUGCCAUUUAACGAUUAUGGUAUAGUUCCUGACAUGAUUAUGAAUCCUCAUGGUUUUCCAUCCCGUAUGACGGUUGGAAAAUUACUAGAAUGUCUCGCUAGUAAAGCAGGCGUUCUUGAAGGAAAAUUUCAUUAUGGAACAGCAUUUGGUGGUUCCAAAAUUGAAGAUCUACGAGAGGAACUCAUUAAUCAUGGUUUCAAUUAUAUGGGAAAGGACUUUUUUUAUUCUGGUACUACUGGUGAACCACUUGAAGCGUAUAUUUAUUCUGGCCCUAUAUUUUAUCAGAAACUCAAACAUAUGGUACAAGAUAAAAUGCAUGCUCGAGCUCGUGGACCCAGAGCAGUCCUAACGCGUCAACCAACGGAAGGUCGUUCUAAGGAAGGUGGUUUACGUUUAGGUGAGAUGGAACGUGAUUGCCUGAUCGGCUAUGGAGCUAGUAUGAUGUUAGUGGAAAGACUGAUGAUAUCAAGUGAUGCGUUCGAUGUUGACAUUUGUAAUAAAUGUGGUCUAAUGGCAUACAGCGGUUAUUGCCAUAGUUGCAGAUCUAGCUCUUGUGUUUCAACUAUUUCCAUGCCAUACGCUUGCAAAUUACUGUUUCAAGAAUUGCAAUCUAUGAAUAUUGUACCUCGUUUAACAUUGAAACAUUAUUGUGAUUAAAUAUAAGUAUUAUUUAUGAUCAUUUACGAAUAAAAAGAAUUAAUUUGUUUCGUACGAAA